Molecule: messenger RNA, 7141 nt
Organism: Dama dama (fallow deer)
Lineage: Eukaryota; Metazoa; Chordata; Mammalia; Artiodactyla; Cervidae
Gene: RAB44
Product: RAB44, member RAS oncogene family
Exons: 14
Coding region: 96-5603 (1835 amino acids)
Molecular function (GO): GTPase activity; GTP binding; calcium ion binding
Source: RefSeq, a predicted model, not a curated record
UCGUGGUCUCCUGGGGGCAGUUUUUGCCUCAUUACCGGGCCCAGGAGGUACGGGGCUGCGUGCACGACUGGGAGCCUCUGAGAGGCCAAAGCACCAUGGAGAGUGGACUCAGAGUGACCCGGAAAGGACGGAAGCUAGGCUCCAGCCGCCGGCGGCAGAUGCGAGAGCCAGCUGAUGGCCAGGAUGUGCCGGUGGCCCCCGAGCCAGAGUCCUGGUCCUCCCAGUCCGCUGAAGAACUGCAGAGCUUCUUCCAGGACUGUGGAGCUGAGGAGAGGGGCUUUGUCACUCGAGAGGAUCUGGCGGCGGCCAAGUUCAGCUUCCUGAGCAGCGAGGAUGAGCUGGAGAUGAUCUUUGACUGGGUGGAUGUGGAGCGGAAGGGACGCCUCUCCCUUGAAGAGUUCAGCUCCGGGCUCAAGAACAUUUUUGGCUCCAGCUCGAGCAGCCACAGGCUCCACAGAAAGAGGCCACUGCUCUCCAAGCGAGGAUCUGUAGCCACCAGCUUCCCCGUGGUGGAGGAGGCCAACAGUGAGGAGAAGGAGGCAUUUUUUGCCUUCAUGGAGCAACUGGGAGCCAGCAACUCACUUCCUGAGCAGGCGGAAAUCUGGCAGCUAUGGAGAACGCUGCGGCAGGAGGAGCCCCAGCUGGCAGGCAACCUGGAGGGCUUUCUGGCCAAGAUGAACAGUCGCCUGCAGGAGGCACGGGCUGACAAGGAGGUUCUGGAGCUGACUCUGAGGAAGAGGGACACUGACCACCACCGCGAGGUCCAGCAGCUCUACGAGGAGAUGGAGCAGCAGAUACAGCGGGAGAAGCAGCAGCUGCAGGCCGAGAGCGACUCCCGGGGCCUGGCCCUCAGCUCCCAGAUGCAGGAGGUGCUGGAGGCCAAGGAGCGUGAGGUGCAGCGGCUGACCGAGGGCCAGAAGGAGCUGGAGGCCCAGCUCCACCGUCUCAGCAGCACACACCAGGAGGCCAGCUCGGAGAACCGGCAGCUUCGGGAGGCUGAGCGGGACCUGGCUGGGCGGCUGGAAGAGGUGCGGGGGCAGCUGCAGGUGACCAGGGGACAGCUGGAUGCCGCCAGGGGCCGCGUGUCCUGGCAGAUGGAGGAGGAACUCAGUGUCCCCAGAGCAGGUGAGGAGAAGGCUCCAGAUGCUCAGGCAGUCUCCUGCGAGGAGGCUCCCCUGCCUGGACUCUUUGGGGACAACGAUGACUGGGACCAGCUCCUCAGCGGCAUCGGCAGCACGCCCCUCAGUGCCCUGCAGCUCUGCUGGAGCCCGCCCCCAACCCCGAAAGCCUCCCCAGGCCCCCCGACGCCCCGAGUGGUGAGGCAGAUCUCCAUCUUGGAGCCACACGCUCCUCUGUUUGCUCAGGAGCCCUCUUCAGAUCCAGGGGGCUCUCCAAGGAGCCCCCCUGGGGCACCUUCUGGGACCGAGGAAGAGGAAGGAGCGAACCCAGAUGGGCCAGACACGAGCCCCCCAGAGCAGAUUGGACAGCCCCCCAGCCUGGAGCCUAGGGAGGAGUCACAGCUUGGCCCAGGAGUCCACAUCCCCUGGGGUCUCCCGGGGGUCCCAGCUGGGGAGUCAGGGAGCCUGGUGGCAGGUGCACUCAAGGUGCUUGUUCCUUUGGAGGAUGGGCCCCCUCCUCAAGUGACCUCGCCCCCUCCCCAGGCCUCAGCUGGGCCCAAGGCAUGGUUCCAGACCUCACACUUGGAGACACAUGUUCCUCUCUUUGCUCAGGAGGCCUCUUCAGAUCCAGGGGGCUCUCCAAGGAGCCCCCCUGGGGCACCUUCAGGGACCGAGGAAGAGGAAGGAGCGAACCCAGAUGGGCCAGACACGAGCCCCCCAGAGCAGAUUGGACAGCCCCCCAGCCCGGAGCCUAGGGAGGAGUCACAGCUUGGCCCGGGAGUCCACAUCCCCUGGGGUCUCCCGGGGGUCCCAGCUGGGGAGUCAGGGAGCCUGGUGGCAGGUGCACUCAAGGUGCUUGUUCCUUUGGAGGAUGGGCCCCCUCUUCAAGUGACCUCGCCCCCUCCCCAGGCCUCAGCUGGGCCCAAGGCAUGGUUCCAGACCUCACACUUGGAGACACAUGUUCCUCUCUUUGCUCAGGAGCCCUCUUCAGAUCCAGGGGGCUCUCCAAGGAGCCCCCCUGGGGCACUUUCUGGGACCGAGGAAGAGGAAGGAGUGAACCCAGAUGGGCCAGACACGAGCCCCCCAGAGCAGAUUGGACAGCCCCCCAGCCCGGAGCCUAGGGAGGAGUCACAGCUUGGCCCGGGAGUCCACAUCCCCUGGGGUCUCCCGGGGGUCCCAGCUGGGGAGUCAGGGAGCUUGGUGGCAGCUGCCCUCGAGGUGCUUGCUCCUUUGGAGGAUGGGGCCCCUCCUGAAGUGACCUCGCCCCCUCCCCAGGCCUCAGCUGGGCCCAAGGCAUGGUUCCAGACCUCACACUUGGAGACACAUGUUCCUCUCUUUGCUCAGGAGCCCUCUUCAGAUCCAGGGGGCUCUCCAAGGAAUCCCCCUGGGGCACCUUCAGGGACCGAGGAAGAGGAAGGAGUGAACCCAGAUGGGAUGGAUACAAGUCCCCCAGAGCAGACUGGAGAGCCCCCCAGCCCAGAACCUAGGGAGGAGUCAGGGCUUGGCCCCGGGGUCCACUUCCCCUGGGGUCUCCCGGGGGUCCCAGCUGGGGAGUCAGGGAGCCUGGUGGCAGGUGCCGUCGAGGUGCUUGUUCCUUUGGAGGAUGGGCCCCCUCUUCAAGUGACCUCGCCCCCUCCCCAGGCCUCAGCUGGGCCCAAGGCAUGGUUCCAGACCUCACACUUGGAGACACAUGUUCCUCUCUUUGCUCAGGAGCCCUCUUCAGAUCCUGGGGGCUCUCCAAGGAGCCCCCCUGGGGCACCUUCAGGGACCGAGGAAGAGGAAGGAGUGAAUCCAGAUGGGCCAGACUCGAGCCCCCCAGAGCAGACUGGAGAGCCCCCCAGCCCAGAACCUAGGGAGGAGUCAGGGCUUGGCCCCGGGGUCCACUUCCCCUGGGGUCUCCCGGGGGUCCCAGCUGGGGAGUCAGGGAGCCUGGUGGCAGGUGCCGUCGAGGUGCUUGUUCCUUUGGAGGAUGGGCCCCCUCCUCAAGUGACCUCGCCCCCUCCCCAGGCCUCAGCUGGGCCCAAGGCAUGGUUCCAGACCUCACACUUGGAGACACAUGUUCCUCUCUUUGCUCAGGAGCCCUCUUCAGAUCCAGGGGGCUCUCCAAGGAGCCCCCCUGGGGCACUUUCUGGGACCGAGGAAGAGGAAGGAGUGAACCCAGAUGGGCCAGACACGAGCCCCCCAGAGCAGAUUGGACAGCCCCCCAGCCCGGAGCCUAGGGAGGAGUCACAGCUUGGCCCGGGAGUCCACAUCCCCUGGGGUCUCCCGGGGGUCCCAGCUGGGGAGUCAGGGAGCUUGGUGGCAGCUGCCCUCGAGGUGCUUGCUCCUUUGGAGGAUGGGGCCCCUCCUGAAGUGACCUCGCCCCCUCCCCAGGCCUCAGCUGGGCCCAAGGCAUGGUUCCAGACCUCACACUUGGAGACACAUGUUCCUCUCUUUGCUCAGGAGCCCUCUUCAGAUCCAGGGGGCUCUCCAAGGAGCCCCCCUGGGGCACUUUCUGGGACCGAGGAAGAGGAAGGAGCGAACCCAGAUGGGCCAGACACGAGCCCCCCAGAGCAGAUUGGACAGCCCCCCAGCCCGGAGCCUAGGGAGGAGUCACAGCUUGGCCCGGGAGUCCACAUCCCCUGGGGUCUCCCGGGGGUCCCAGCUGGGGAGUCAGGGAGCUUGGUGGCAGCUGCCCUCGAGGUGCUUGCUCCUUUGGAGGAUGGGGCCCCUCCUGAAGUGACCUCGCCCCCUCCCCAGGCCUCAGCUGGGCCCAAGGCAUGGUUCCAGACCUCACACUUGGAGACACAUGUUCCUCUCUUUGCUCAGGAGCCCUCUUCAGAUCCAGGGGGCUGUCCAAGGAGCCCCCCUGGGGCACCUUCAGGGACCGAGGAAGAGGAAGGAGUGAACCCAGAUGGGAUGGAUACAAGUCCCCCAGAGCAGACUGGAGAGCCCCCCAGCCCAGAACCUAGGGAGGAGUCAGGGCUUGGCCCCGGGGUCCACUUCCCCUGGGGUCUCCCGGGGGUCCCAGCUGGGGAGUCAGGGAGCCUGGUGGCAGGUGCCGUCGAGGUGCUUGUUCCUUUGGAGGAUGGGCCCCCUCUUCAAGUGACCUCGCCCACUCCCCAGACCUCAGCUGGGCCCAGCGCACAGUUCCAGACCUCACACCCAGAUGACGAGAGCCCUGACCCUGGGCCGAUCCCACCUAAGCCGCCCCGGCAGAGAGAGGCCCUCGUUUCGGACCCCCAUUCUGCUGGCUCUGAGCCAAGACCGGGAUCUUCGGGAGCCGGAGCCCUCUCGGUGGGGCUGGGUGAGCCCUCCCAGGACCUGGUGCCUGGGGGUCCGGCUCCCAUGGAUGGAUGGGAGCAGGGCAAGCCGAACCCAGACGCACAAGAGGGCCAUUCAGGGGAGCUGCAGGAGGCUCAUAGCCGGGUCCCUGGGCUGCCCGCUUUCCUCCCCUGGAGCCUGGAAGAGGAGCCUGGGGCUGAGGAGAGGAAAGCAGGGAACCAGGGAGACCAGCAGUUCAGAUCAGAGCUGACCAUUGAGGUUCGCGGUCUGAAACCCGAGCACUCGGAACUCCCCCAGCUUGAUUCCCAACCCGCGCCUGGCCCGCCUGACAGAAUGCAGGCUGAGGCUGAAGCAGAAGCCCCGGCUCCCAGGAAACCAUCCAGGGGCUUUGCCCGCAUGGGGCCUCAGCCUGGGGAUGGAGCAGGGCCCCCAGAGCCCACACAAACCCUUCCCACCAGGGCUGAGCUGGAAGCCCAACCCAGGCCCCGGCCUACAACUACCCAUGCAGAAGGAGAACAAGCCCCCUCUAAGUCCAGGGAGCCAAGGGCAGAGAACAGGCCUGAAGAUCCAAGAACGGACUCUGGAGGCCCGGGGUUGACCCCGCCCCCCGGGGACCACGCGGCCAGUGAACCUUUGGCCAACCCUGAUUAUGCCUUCCACGUCAUCUUCCUGGGAGACGCGAAUGUGGGCAAAACCUCCUUCCUGCACCUGUUGCACCAGAACAGCUUUGCCACUGGGCUGACAGCAACUGUGGGAGUGGAUUUUCGAGUCAAAAACCUGCUGGUGGACAACAAACGCUUUGCACUGCAGCUCUGGGACACAGCUGGCCAGGAGAGGUACCACAGCGUGACGCGGCAGCUGCUGCGCAAGGCGGACGGCGUGGUGCUCAUGUACGACGUUACCUCCCAGGAGAGCUUCGUCCACGUGCGCUACUGGCUGGACUGUCUCCAGGAUGCAGAGUCUGACGACGUGGUCAUCCUUCUCUUGGGAAACAAGACGGACUGUGAAGAGGAUCGGCAAGUGUCCACUGAGGCCGGGCAGCAACUGGCCCAGGAGCUGGGGGUCUCCUUUGGAGAGUGCAGCGCUGCGCUGGGUCACAACAUCCUGGAGCCCAUGGUGCAUCUGGCCCGGUCUCUCAAGAUGCAAGAGGAGCGCCUGAAGGGCUCACUGGUGGAGGUGGCCCCCGAAAAGCCUCCAAAGAGAGCUGGCUGCUGCUCCUGAGGCCCUGGCCUGGCUGGGGUCGGCUGGCCACCUCCCUGGGUUUCCUGUGCCUUGGCUCCUGUCCCACCUGCCUGGACACAGCAAUGACAGAGACGACUAGCUCAGAAGUUCUGGAAAACCCUCCUCGGGUCAGGACUCAGACCCCAGAGCAGAGGCUAUACUAACGCUGGCCUUUGCACGCCAGAGAGGGACUUUUCUGAGUAAUAAGGUUGGUGGGGAUGGGGAGGGCCAGUCAAAACUCUUUAAAGAAAGGAAAAGCCCAGAAAAAUGACUUAAGGAAAAUACACCACAGUAUUGGCAAAACAUCUCUGGGUGAUAAAAUUAUAGGGUAAAGGUGUGGGGGUGUUUUCCUUUUUACAUGUAUUUGUAUUGUCAGGUCUUCUACGAUGACUGGGUAUUCCUUCUGUAGUCAGAAAUAAGAAUAAAUCUUGAGGGGUGGGAGGGAAACUUUUCAAAGAGCUUGCUUCAGUGCUGAUUCCUAAUUGAAAAGGCCUGUUGAUUGCAAAGUCCUCUGUUUAUUAAAGCAGUCCCACUGUUCCAUGCCUGGCAAAGCUGGUGAACCUCGUCAUUCUCAAUCUGUUGAUUUGCAAACAACAGGGGGUUUCUUUCAAGCAGAAUCUAAUUCCUGGGGAAGAGCUGAUGGCCCCUGGUAUGUUCCACCCCCCGCCCCCCAUCUCCCUGAGCCCCAACCUCACUCUCUUUUCCCACCGUCUGCCUCUAAGGGCUCACAUUUGGGGACCUCACCCCUUGCUCCAAGCCAUGGUGCCUCUGAUGCCAACCUCAGCCUUGAGGAUACACCUGUCAAUCUCUGAAUACACUCAAAGCGCAGCUGGGGUGCGGCUGGAGGAUCCUGGGGAGCAGCAGGAAACUGGAUUCAGAUUAUUCACAGGCUCCUCUUUGGAGUUUUUGUGAGAGUUCCCAGAAUUACACAACAUUGGCCUCCUGAAAGGUGGCUGUACGUUAUAACCCGGGGCUGGGGAUUUCAGGGCCCUCGGGGAGCAUGCUUUGAAAGUCUUAGAUGCCCCGGGUGUUGUGCUAUCUCCUGUCAUCAGUGUUUGCUGUAAAUGUUGACUGUCAUAUCUUACUGUUAACCACAGAAAUGCUUACCAAGUACUGUGGUCCAGAGUGGGAAGGUCGCUGAAUCUGGUACUUGGUAAUCAUUCAGGUACUGGCGACUUCCUCCUCUGAAUCAGAGGAAACCUCAGUUUCGUAGACAGACAAGCAAAUUCAGUUCCAGAGACAGAAGUACAGAGAGAGAGAGACUGAAGGAGAAAGAGGAGGGCAAGAGACAGAGGAAAGAGACAGCAGAAAUAGAGACACCAAUGUAGAGAACAAAUAUAUGGAUACCAAGGGAGAAGGGUGGUGGUGGGAGGAAUUGAGAGAUUGGGACUGACACCCAUAUAUACACUAUUGAUACUACAUAUCAAAUAGAUAACCAAUGAAAGCUUACUGUAUUGCACAGGGAACUCUACUUAAUGCACGGCAGUGACCUGAAUAGGAAGGAAGUCCAGAAGGGAGGGGACAUAGGAUUACGUAUA